Molecule: messenger RNA, 250 nt
Organism: Staurois parvus
Lineage: Eukaryota; Metazoa; Chordata; Amphibia; Anura; Ranidae
Source: the annotation of a GenBank genome assembly
GACUGACAACUCCUGUAUACUGUGGUCCCUAAAACUAAUCUAGGGAAGCCUUCAUCUUGGAACCAGGGGCGGAGUGACAACUCAUGGGGCCCCCCCGGGCAAUAGGGGACCAUGGGGCCCCUGUGUCCUUACCCAAACUCAAAAAAGCCUAUGAAAAAGGUACCAGGGGAAUCUCAUGGGGCCCCCUACUGACCCCAGGCCCUCGGGCACUGCCCGAGUUUUCAAAUGGUCAGUCCGCCCCUGCUUGAAA